Messenger RNA from Verticillium nonalfalfae, 498 nucleotides. RefSeq lists its product as uncharacterized. The record is from RefSeq and is a predicted model, not a curated record. Lineage: Eukaryota; Fungi; Ascomycota; Sordariomycetes; Glomerellales; Plectosphaerellaceae. Bases 1 to 498 code for a protein of 165 amino acids. The transcript has a single exon.
AUGUACACCAUGCGGCUCCUCCUCGCCCGCCUCCUCCUGGCCCUGUGCCUCACAAACGCCGUCUCGGCCGGCCGACUCCUCGCCGACGCCGUCGUCAUCGCCCGCCAAGACGCCGCCCCGGCCAGCAACCCGCUCGCCCAGCCCCAGUGCAUCGAGUACUCCCGCACCGCCAACUUCUCCACCAUUGGCUCCAACAUCACGCUGCGCUCGGCCUUCAUCCAGGCGUCGCCCUUUGGCACCCACCAGAACCUCAACUUCCUCGCCGCCAUGGUCGUCGCGCUGCCGCCCAUGACGGCCGACGCCGCCCUCAACGCCGCCUGCGGCAACCUGACGACCGUCGCUGCUGCCGAGGCCGCCAGGAACUUCUCCCAGGGCAACAUUGCCGGGUUCCCCACGUCGCUGACGGCGGAUGCGACCGUCGCCGACUGGCAGGUCAUCUUUUGCAUGUUUGCCAUUGUCACGCUCAUGGGCAUCCCGUGGCUGUUCAUGCUGGGCUGA